UGCCUAAUAACUUGGCGGGGGAACGUGGAAAGGGUAUUUACUAUUUUAUUAACUCUAAUGUUUUCCUAUUCUCAACUAAAAUCUAGAUAAGAAAAAAAAAUUUAAAAAUGUUUUACAAAUGUUUAGAAAAUAAUUUGACAAGAGUAUUUAUAACUCGAUAAUUUUAUUGAACACUUGUUUUUCAUCAUAAUAUAAUUUUCAUUAGUGCAUUUUGUUGUUGCGAUUUUACUAACAAUAAGUAAUAACAACAAACAUGAAUACCGAAGACACAAUAAUACAUACAAAUUCAAUGGCAUCCACAACAAUACCAAUAUCAUCACCAACGUCAACAGGAAUAAUCAACACAGAGUCAGCUGAAUCAAUAGCUUCGAAUAACAUCAUUGCGUCUACGACCGAAAACAACAUAAAUGUCACGCCAAUGGAGACAAAUGAUGGAAUACGAUUAGUGCCUCAACUACAACCACAGACUCGACCCCAGUCUCAGCCUCAACCAUUGUCUGAACUUCAAUCUCAGCCUAUGGAAACUGAACCUACAGCUAUGCCUACUCCUUCUGUACCAACUGUAACUCCCCUGUCUACGAUUACACCAACAACAUCUCCUAUGCCGAAUAAGCCCACAUUUUCCCAAACGACUAGCCAACAACAAAAUGAUACCAAACAACCAACAGUUGUUAAAAAUGUGAACAGUUUAGAUACUGCUGCACUAUUAACGAAAACUAGAUUACGUGAACUUGUAAAAGAAGUUGACCCUAAUGAACAAUUAGAAGAAGACGUAGAAGAUCUAUUAUUGCAACUGUCCGAUGACUUUGUCGAUGAAUUAGUCAAAGCCGCUUGUGCUUUUGCCAAACAUAGAAAAUCAAAUAUGAUUGAAGUAAAAGACGUUCAAUUAUAUUUAGAGCGGUAUUUAAAUAUGUGGAUACCUGGUUUUGGUACAGACGAAUUAAGAGCUUACAAGAAAGCACCAAUCACCGAAGCACACAAACAACGAACUGCGCUCAUUAAAAAAGUAGCAAAUAAAAAAUACUAAAAUUAAUAUAGAAAAAUUAUUUCAUAAUAAAAAAUUUUAAAAUUAAAGACUUUGUUAUUUAUGUUAUAAAUGAUCAAAAUCAAUAUAUUUAAAUUAAUAAAUUAAUUUAAAAAACAUCAAAAACGAUUGUACCUUAUAAUUAUUAAGAAUAUCUAUAUUUUUUUACUAAAAUUUAAUGUGAAUAAAUUAGAAAUUGGCCGUGUA
Molecule: messenger RNA, 1231 nt
Organism: Adelges cooleyi (spruce gall adelgid)
Lineage: Eukaryota; Metazoa; Arthropoda; Insecta; Hemiptera; Adelgidae
Gene: Taf12
Product: transcription initiation factor TFIID subunit 12
Exons: 4
Coding region: 254-1027 (257 amino acids)
Biological process (GO): DNA-templated transcription initiation; RNA polymerase II preinitiation complex assembly
Cellular component (GO): transcription factor TFIID complex; SLIK (SAGA-like) complex; SAGA complex
Molecular function (GO): TBP-class protein binding; protein heterodimerization activity; DNA binding
Source: RefSeq, a predicted model, not a curated record